Messenger RNA from Procambarus clarkii (red swamp crayfish), 1631 nucleotides. The record is from RefSeq and is a predicted model, not a curated record. NCBI's taxonomy places the organism in Eukaryota, Metazoa, Arthropoda, Malacostraca, Decapoda, Cambaridae.
GGAGGGUGCGCAGUAGCGUCCCAGUCCCACAGUGACACGCAGCCUGCAGGAGUACUAGCUCCACACCGCCAUACAAACUCCCGUUUAUGAAGUGAAUUCCGAGACACCAUGGUAGGCACUCGCGUGUAUGUUGGUGGACUCAGCUACCGUGUUGGGGAGAGGGAUCUUGACAGAUUCUUCAGAUCAUAUGGCAGCUUAAGGGACAUUGUUAUCAAGAAUGGCUUUGGUUUUGUGGAGUUUGACGAUGACCGUGAUGCAGAUGAUGCUGUCUACGAGAUGAAUGGAAAAGAGCUUCUUGGUGAAAGAGUAACAGUGGAGAAGGCACGUUCUGCUCCACGGAUGCGCUGGCCUCGGGCACCACCACCAAGAGGAUUUCAUUCCAGUCGAUUUGGCAUGGCUGCCCGAACAGAUUACCGUCUAACUGCUGAGAACCUCUCUAGUAGAGUGUCCUGGCAGGAUCUCAAAGAUUUUAUGCGCCAAGCUGGUGAGGUCACGUACGCAGCCGCGCACGAAUACCGAAGAAAUGAAGGUGUGGUGGAAUUUGCUACCUAUGCAGACAUGAAGAAUGCCCUUCACAGAUUAGAUGGCAAGGAACUACAUGGAAGACGUAUUCAUCUUGUAGAUGAAUCGAAAUCGAGGAGUUCUAGAUCCAGAUCCAGGUCAAGAUCAUCCUCGCGAUCGAGAUCUCGUUCACGAUCACGUACUCGUUCCAGGUCGCGCUCCCACUCCCGUUCUCACAGCCGCUCUCUUUCAAGGAGUGGUGGCCACAGCAAGAAACGCCGCUCAAAGUCCAAGUCACGUUCAAAGUCUGGCUCUCGCUCAAGAUCAAGGUCAGGCUCAGAGAGGUCCAAGUCAAGAUCCAGAUCCAGGUCAAGAUCAUCCUCGCGAUCGAGAUCUCGUUCACGAUCACGUACUCGUUCCAGGUCGCGCUCCCACUCCCGUUCUCACAGCCGCUCUCUUUCAAGGAGUGGUGGCCACAGCAAGAAACGCCGCUCAAAGUCCAAGUCACGUUCAAAGUCUGGCUCUCGCUCAAGAUCAAGGUCAGGCUCAGAGAGGUCCAAGUCAAGAUCCAGGUCUCGUUCCCAUAGCCCUACCCCAGAGAAGAGAAAAUCACGUAGUCGCUCAAAAUCUGCAGCAGCAGAGACCGAUUCCGAAGAAGAAAAGUAGAUCAGAGUCUUACUGUGGUUGUGGAUUAUGUAUCUGCUCUCAGUACAAUUGGAUGAUCAUCUCUCAGAUUAAAAUGAUGUAUAUUUCCCAGCAUUUUUAAAGUCCUUGGCUACACAGGAAUUAUAUAUUUUUAAUGUUAAAUACAUUAUAAGAUUGACAUUUGAAAGAUUUUCCUCCUAGGCAUCGAAGAACGAACCAGUCAUUAUUGCCAUUAUCUUGGCAGUGAGAUUGAUUUUCAGUCCGUAUAAAGAAAAACCUCUAAUCUGCAAUGUUCAGUAUACUUGUUGUUCCCCAGGGAGCCUGUUAUUAUAGAAUAUGAAAGUAAUGAACAUGCACACACAAGCUAAUGUAAAAUAGUUCGCAUCAUAUUAGAGCACAUUAGUACAGCUGCUUUUUCUACACCCCAUUGAAACUGGGUUGAGAUUUGUGUGAAUUCUUAAAAAUUACACCCACUGUGUAAUUUA